Molecule: messenger RNA, 489 nt
Organism: Aspergillus tubingensis
Lineage: Eukaryota; Fungi; Ascomycota; Eurotiomycetes; Eurotiales; Aspergillaceae
Product: FAD/NAD(P)-binding domain-containing protein
Exons: 2
Coding region: 1-489 (162 amino acids)
Source: RefSeq, a predicted model, not a curated record
AUGCCGCUCCCCAACUUGAAUUUGUGUACCAGCGCAACCACCAAGGCCGAGAUACUCAACUCCGGAGUAGGGUCCGGUUUCCCUACCGUGCACGCCUUCGAAGAAGGCCAUGGCCUCGGCGGCGUCUGGUGGCACAACCGGUAUCCCAGCGCAAGUGUCGACACGCCCGUGCCCUUCUACGAGUUCUCGGACCCGGAGAUCUGGUCUGAGUGGGAAUGGUCGCAGCUCUACCCGGGGCAAGAGGAGAUCGUGCGGUAUUUUGAGUUUGUGGAUAGCAAGUGGGGCUUGAGUAAGGAUAUUAGUUUUGGAACAAGGGUGACGGAUGCGAGGUGGGAUAAUAUCCGGGGGAUUUGGAGUGUGGUUACAAGGAUCAGAGAUGGGGUGGAGAGUGUUGCUGAGGCGAGGUACCUCUUACCGGCGAUGGGAUUUGCCGCGAAGAAGUUUGUUCCAGAGAUUGAGGGGCUGGAAACCUUUAAGGGCAUCAUGUGA